AAAGCACUUCUGAGUUACUUUAAAGAGUCACUAUGACUCACCUUCACAAGCAUAACCUGCACUAACUGCUAAAAGCUGGGAUCUCACGAGCUGUGAGAUUGCUUCCUUCUCCGUGACCUAAAAAAAAAAAAAAAAGUUUCUUGUGUUCUCAGGAAACAGAGAGGAAAAAAAUCAUUCCAAAUGAUGGCAGAACACGGAGACCCCUGUGAUGAGAAGGAAGCCACCUAUUGCAUGAAUGGAGGGAAAUGCUACAAAAUACCUUCUAUGAAUGCACUCUCCUGUGUGUGCAAUGACGAUUACAAAGGCAGCAGAUGUGAACAGUUCCAGCUCCAGAGCAAGUUCACCAAUGCAGGGGAGGCAGGGUUAAUUGCAGCCGUGGUCCUCGUUGCCCUCCUCAUCUUAAUAGUGCUGGGGGUUGUUAUCUACUACACACGCAAGAUGCUGAAAGCCAAGCAACAGAGCCAACAGAACAAUCAGCAACAGUACUGGAGAGUAAAACCAGGAGUAUAACCUCUCUUUUGGUGCAUAUUUUGUUUUGUUCUCUUUUGGCUGUAUGUCGGACGGGAUGAUGGAAUUAUUGUAUGAUAACACUAUGAAAGACAAAUAGACGGAGGAAAACUGCAGCGCUGAAAGUCAAGGCAGGUGAAGAGCUGAGAGCUGAUUAAUCGUCUCAUUUCUGGAUUCCAUGCAGUUUGCUACAGAAAGGUGUAAUUCAUUAACACACACACACACACACACACACACACACACACAACCAAAGUGUGAAACAAGUGUGAGUGGGUGGGAAUUGAAUCACACCUUGCACAGUAGCCUUUUUAACACAGCUAAGAAGUUGGCACUGGUGUUACUCAUGUUAAAAAUCACAUUUCAAUCUAUGUGCUUUUUCUGGAAUGUUAUUUACAAAGCACAGUGUGACUAUGUAAAAACUAUUUUGUGAAAUGUUAUUCUAAUUAUUGAGCUUAUAAUGAAGAACUCUGAUACAACCCCUUGUAUUAAUUAAUGAAUAUGAUCAUUAUGCUAUUAGUAAAUAUUUUGUAAUUGUGUAAAUAUAUGCAAUGAUCCCCAAU
Toxotes jaculatrix (banded archerfish) is the source of this 1067-nucleotide messenger RNA. Its product is annotated as pro-neuregulin-4, membrane-bound isoform-like. Gene Ontology annotation, biological process: positive regulation of mitotic nuclear division; epidermal growth factor receptor signaling pathway; positive regulation of cell population proliferation. The coding region runs from base 181 to 510 and encodes 109 amino acids. The record is from RefSeq and is a predicted model, not a curated record. NCBI's taxonomy places the organism in Eukaryota, Metazoa, Chordata, Actinopteri, Toxotidae. The transcript has 5 exons.